AUCAUUAUUAAAUAGUACUAUCAUUCAUUUAGCAACGAAACUCACCGAAAAUAUCUCCAACUUUUAUCUCUCUUUUAGUUUCCCCAAAACCAAAAAGUUUACCUUUUUAGGUUUCUCUACAGUCUCCACGCGUUUCUUCUUCUCUCUCUGUACGCGUUUUAUCAGUCUCCAUAUCUAAGGAGAGGUGAAAAUCGAUGUCGAAUCUGUUGGCUCUCGUCGUCGGAUUCGUAAUCGUAAUUGGUCAUUUGGGUAUUUUGGUAAAUGGGUUGGGUGUGAAUUGGGGAACAAUGGCUACACAUAAGCUACCUCCAAAGACAGUGGUUCAGAUGCUUAAAGACAAUAACAUCAACAAAGUUAAGCUUUUUGAUGCGGACGAGACAACCAUGGGUGCACUCGCUGGAUCGGGUCUUGAAGUGAUGGUCGCUAUUCCCAAUGAUCAGCUUAAGGUUAUGACUAGUUACGACCGAGCCAAAGAUUGGGUUCGUAAGAAUGUCACUCGUUAUAACUUCGAUGGUGGUGUCAAUAUCACGUUUGUAGCUGUUGGGAAUGAGCCAUUCCUCAAAUCAUACAAUGGAUCGUUCAUAAACCUCACAUUCCCUGCACUUGCGAACAUUCAAAACGCUUUAAAUGAAGCCGGACUAGGAAACUCUGUCAAAGCAACAGUCCCUUUAAACGCGGAUGUAUACGAUUCACCAGCAAGCAAUCCCGUUCCAUCUGCAGGAAGAUUCCGUCCCGAUAUCAUCGGUCAAAUGACUCAGAUUGUUGACUUUCUUGGCAAGAACAAUGCUCCCAUCACAAUUAACAUCUACCCUUUCUUAAGUCUCUAUGGGAAUGAUGAUUUCCCACUCAACUACGCCUUCUUCGAUGGUGCUGAACCGAUAAACGACAACGGUAUUGAUUAUACAAACGUUUUCGAUGCCAAUUUCGAUACUUUGGUGUCGUCUUUGAAAGCUGUUGGUCACGGAGAUAUGCCAAUAAUCGUUGGAGAAGUUGGUUGGCCAACAGAGGGUGACAAACACGCUAAUGCAGGCAGUGCUUACAGAUUCUACAACGGGCUUUUACCGAGGCUUGGAACAAACAAAGGAACUCCAUUGAGACCAACCUACAUUGAGGUAUACUUGUUCGGAUUACUCGACGAGGAUGCAAAAAGUAUAGCACCGGGACCGUUCGAACGCCAUUGGGGAAUAUUUAAAUUCGACGGGCAACCAAAGUUUCCUAUAGAUCUUUCAGGUCAAGGACAGAGUAAGUUCUUGAUUGGUGCACAAAACGUGCCGUAUCUACCCAACAAGUGGUGUACGUUUAAUCCAGAAGCCAAGGACUUGACAAAACUCGCGGCUAAUAUAGAUUACGCCUGCACUUUCUCUGAUUGCACGGCGCUUGGAUACGGAUCUUCUUGCAAUACUCUUGAUGCAAAUGGAAACGCGUCGUAUGCGUUUAACAUGUUCUUUCAAGUGAAGAAUCAAGAUGAGAGUGCUUGCUAUUUUCAAGGUUUGGCCACCAUUACAACGCAGAAUAUAUCUCAAGGACAAUGCAAUUUCCCUAUUCAGAUUGUGGCUUCCUCAGCCUCUUCUUUUUCUUGUUCGUCUUAUUCUUUGGUUGUGUUGAUCGUUUGGUUUCUGUUAUCAGGGAUGAUGUUUUGAGGUUAGAUUGAAUUUGUUGAACUUAGUGAGGUUUUGUGAGCCUAAUUGUUUUCUUACAGAUAUAUAUAUUACAAUGAUUCUUUUGUCCAUGUUCUUAGAAGUUGAAUCCUAGAUAAAUCGGAAUAUCCAGAUACUUGUUCUAUCGAUAUUUUAAUACAGUUUUACACUA
Molecule: messenger RNA, 1809 nt
Organism: Arabidopsis thaliana (thale cress)
Lineage: Eukaryota; Viridiplantae; Streptophyta; Magnoliopsida; Brassicales; Brassicaceae
Product: O-Glycosyl hydrolases family 17 protein
Exons: 4
Coding region: 195-1640 (481 amino acids)
Biological process (GO): carbohydrate metabolic process
Cellular component (GO): membrane; plasma membrane
Molecular function (GO): glucan endo-1,3-beta-D-glucosidase activity; hydrolase activity, hydrolyzing O-glycosyl compounds
Source: RefSeq, marked reviewed